Hyaloperonospora brassicae is the source of this 876-nucleotide messenger RNA. Lineage: Eukaryota; Oomycota; Peronosporomycetes; Peronosporales; Peronosporaceae. The record is from the annotation of a GenBank genome assembly.
AUGUCGCUCAAGCACCUCAAGCCGAUCACCAUCACGCGCAACUCGUCGCUCGCCGACGGCUAUCAGCUCUUUCCCAUUGCCGACAAAUGGGCAGAGACGCUGCCGGACAGCGUCCCGCUCCAGUUCUCGCUCUUUCGCUACUUGGGGUUCUACGUGGCGUGCACGAAGAAGGGCAAGUCGACGGUCGUCAAGUCCCGUGCAGUCGCAGCGCUGCGCGUGACGAUUCAGAACGACGGCAAAGUGGUGUUCAAUGAGCGAGUGGGGACGGCCUUCCCCAAUGGCGUCUACUACGUGCAGGACAUUCGCCUCGAGAACGCUGGCGUGCACACUGUGUGUGUGACGGUCGAGGGCGGACUGGCCGAUGACUUGGCACCGCUCGUGCUCACGACGCACGUGUUUGAGUUCAUGGAGCUGCACGAGUGUCCCGAGUUGGCGAAAGGAGCGUACCAACCGCUGCGAGAGUUUGUCCUCACGUGCAUUAACAAGGGACAAGGCGAACGACUGCGGGACGACGCAUUCGUCGAGACUUAUGUGCAGACGAAGAAACACGGGAUACGGAAUAUGGACGCGCGGUGGUGGCUCAAAGCGUUUGUUGAACACACGCUCGAUCGUGAAAAGCGCCAGCGUCUUCUCCAGCUCAACGCUGCGACGCAUUCUUGCCGACGUUCUCACAAACGCAAACAGGAUCGACCACGCCGUACAGCGGACAAGAGAGAGCACGAUAACUUGUUUGCUUAUCGGCAACGUGAUUGGAAGCGCGUACGCGCCGGAGAAGUGCUCAUGUUCACGACGGAGCCACUACACGCGGGGGCGACGACGACGGUCUUCAGCAGCAAGGAGAUGUUCCGCCAACUAAGUCUCUAUGCUCAAGUCUAA